UGUCUAUCACACAGAACGGUCUAUGGAUACCUAUGCUACGGAAUACGGAUAUUCUAAUAAAAUGACAUAUGAAAAUUGACAAUUGACAACUAAUUAGAGGUGAAAACUGAGCAUUAUUUUGUAAUUUUUAUUGUGAAUUUUGUAUUUAAUUGUUAAAAUUGGACAAGGCACUGACUAAUACAUUCUUUAUCACAUACCUAUCUACAUGACAACUUGAUUUAAAAUGUCUGAAAAUAUAGAAUAUUGCCAAAAUCAAAUUAUUUUAGCAAGAACAGAAAUCAAAAAUUUAAGGCAACGCAUUUCUGCUCUUAAACAUGAACACCUUAAGGAAAUUAAAGAAAUAAAGGGGUUUUUGAGAGAUCUUCGAUGCGAUAAAUGUGCCGAGAAAGCUACACAGCACAAUCCAAGACAAGAAUCAGAGAAUGUAAUUCCAACUGACACAGACAAUAUAACAUACAGCCCCAUUGGAUUCAUUGAAACAGCUUUUGAGAAUAAAAGGGCAGUGCCUAGACAGCCUUCAGUGCUAUCUCAGGCUAAAGGUGUGGUUGUCAUCAAUACAGAUACAUUUAAUAAUCCAGAACAUGCUUUAAGUGGAUUGGAAGAGUUUUCUCAUAUGUGGAUAAUAUUCCACUUUCACUCUACGGCUAGUAACAAUGUACCAGCUAAGGUGUCCCCCCCACGUCUUGCAGGUGAAAGAAGAGGUGUGUUUUCAACAAGAUCACCACACAGGCCGUGUCCAAUAGGCUUGUCUUUGGUCAAAAUACACAGUGUGGAAGGUAACAAAAUUUACUUUAACGGUGUUGAUAUGAUAAAUGGUACUCCAGUGUUGGAUAUUAAACCUUACAUACCUCAAUAUGAUUAUCCCAUGCAAUCAUUUGAGCCAGUAGUGGACAGGCCUUUGACGGAGGGCAUAAGUGAUACAUUGACACUGGAUAAUUUACAAAUUGAUGACACGCAAGAUGCAAUAAGCCUAAGUCCACGAUUGAUAAAUCAAAUUGGAAUCGACACUAGUCCUUUAUCCGACUCUCCAUAUGACGAAGAAAUACCUUCACCAAUAAAUCAAGUUAUCAGCCCCAGUAUAUCACAAGAGUCUCCUCCGAAUAUAGACAUUAUUGAUGGAAGUAGUAGAUCACCAGUGCAUAGAGUUGAUUCAGAACGUGGAGCACCAGAUGGACAAGAAAGAUUCACUCCUCCACAAAGAAAUGUCAUAAACAUCAAUGAUGGCAUACGAGUGCCGAAUUGGAUAACAAAUCCACCGUCCCAGUCGUAUGAAGUGAGAUUCACAGAUGAUGCACUCGAAAGAUUAAACGGCCUUAUUGGAGACAGAGCAGAUACAUUCAAAACAAAUAUUGAAAGUUUGCUCUCCGAAGAUCCGAGGUCUUUGUACGUGCGAACGCGGUAUCCUGAUCAUGAAUACAGUUGUGUAUUAGAAGAUUUAUCCAUAAGUUGCAUUUUUGACGCGAAUUCGUCUAUUUGUACUAUAGUUGCAGUAAGGAAUGCUGAUGAUUUAUAAAGUGAUGUGUAUGCUACCUUCAAUAAUUUAUUUUGCUUAUUAAAUGCGUUGUUGGUAACAAAUGUCUUGUU
This is a messenger RNA of Zerene cesonia (dogface butterfly), 1584 nucleotides long. Its product is annotated as tRNA (adenine(37)-N6)-methyltransferase. The record is from RefSeq and is a predicted model, not a curated record. Lineage: Eukaryota; Metazoa; Arthropoda; Insecta; Lepidoptera; Pieridae. The transcript has 6 exons. The coding region runs from base 224 to 1513 and encodes 429 amino acids.